AUGAAAAGACCACUCUACUCGCUCGUUAUUCCCUGCUAUAACGGACAAAAAUUUUUGCCACUUGCGAUCCACUCGAUCGUCAACCACCAACUAAUCAAGCGCAACUUAACUCGGCUUUACGAAGUAAUCGUGAUCGACGAUGGCUCAACCGACGAUUCGCUCCGGAUCGCCCGCGGACUAGCCCGCGAGUUAAACGAGCUAGUCCGACCCGAGUUUAUCCGCGUGGUGGCCAAGCCCAACGGGCAGUACGGGAGCGUCAUCAACCGCGCCCUCAGUUUAGCCCGCGGCGUCUACUUUAAAAUUUUGGACGUUGACGACACCUUCAGCACCGAAGAUUUCAUUAAACUGCUUUACAUUAGCGCCGGUUUGUCGGCCCAAGUUGACGUGAUUGUGACCGACCACACGUUUGAAAAAAUCGGAGUUAACAAAACUUACCGGAAAACUUUCCGCGCUUACAUCGAGCCGUUUCGGAUCAUUGACACGCGCCAAAUCGCCUUACCGAGCGACCUAAUUACGAUGCAUUCGCUCGUUUACCGACUCGAUUUUUUGCGCCGGAUUAAGUACCGCCAGCUGGAAGGGAUUUACUACACCGACAGUCAGUUCGCUUUGAUUCCGCUCCUCCAAGUCAAGUCUUUCUACUACUUGCCCCUACCCCUGUACCGCUACUACGUCGGGCGCGAUGAACAGUCGAUCAACAUUAAAGUGAUGGUCAAAAACGCGGCUCACCAACUGGAAGUGUUAACGACCAUCUGA
Messenger RNA from Centruroides sculpturatus (bark scorpion), 753 nucleotides. RefSeq lists its product as uncharacterized. Bases 1 to 753 code for a protein of 250 amino acids. The record is from RefSeq and is a predicted model, not a curated record. The transcript has a single exon. Gene Ontology annotation, molecular function: glycosyltransferase activity. NCBI's taxonomy places the organism in Eukaryota, Metazoa, Arthropoda, Arachnida, Scorpiones, Buthidae.